Messenger RNA from Rodentolepis nana, 234 nucleotides. The record is from the annotation of a GenBank genome assembly. Lineage: Eukaryota; Metazoa; Platyhelminthes; Cestoda; Cyclophyllidea; Hymenolepididae.
AUGGCCGAUAUCGAGCUGAGUCACAUGGCUGCAGGUGGAGAGGGUGGAGAGGAGAACAAGCAGAAACAACUGCUUGCUAAUCCCAAUGUAUACGCGGGUGUCUCCAAGCACACAAAUGGCUGGCCAGCCGAGCAAGGCAGAAACCCAACUACUACUGAAGCUGGAUUCGAGUCUUCAGGAGUCCACUUAGUUAACGCCCCAGGAACAGCGGAGGAUAAAGUGAGGUCAAGCUAA